AUGGCCACCCAGCUUUGCACUCCGACCUUCUCCACUGGGUCUGUCAAGGGCUUCUGUGGCACAGCAGGAAGCAUCUCUCGGGUGUCCUCCAUCCGGUCCAUGGGCUCCUGCAGGGUCCCCAGUCUUGCUGGUGCUGCAGGGUCUGUCUCUUCAGUCAGGCUGGGCCUCUCUGGCCUUGGGAGCUGCUUGCCUGGCUCCUACCUCUCCAUUGGGAGCCACUCCUCUGGCUUUGUCGGGAAUGGGGGCUGGUUCUGUGAGGGCUCCUUCAAUGGCAGUGAGAAGGAGACCAUGCAGUUCCUGAAUGACCGUCUGGCCAACUACCUGGAGAAAGUGCGCCAGCUGGAGCGGGAGAACGCAGAGCUGGAGUGCCGCAUCCGUGAGUGGUAUGAGUCUCAGAGCCCAUACAUCUGCCCAGACUAUCAGUCCUAUUUCAAGACCAUCGAGGAUUUCCAGCAGAAGAUCCUCCUGACCAAGUCUGAGAAUGCAAGGCUGGUCCUGCAAAUUGACAAUGCCAAGCUGGCUGCUGAUGACUUCCGAACCAAGUACGAGACAGAGCUGUCCCUGCGGCAGCUGGUGGAGGCCGACAUCAACGGCCUACGCAGGAUCCUGGAUGAGCUGACCCUGUGCAAGGCUGACCUGGAGAUGCAGGUGGAGUCCCUAAAGGAGGAGCUGCUAUGCCUCAAGAAGAACCAUGAGGAGGAAGUUAAUGUGCUCCGUUGCCAACUUGGGGACCGAUUGAAUAUAGAGGUGGAUGCUGCUCCGCCAGUGGAUCUCAACAAGAUUCUGGAUGAUAUGAGAUGCCAGUAUGAGGCCCUGGUGGAGAAUAACCGCAGAGAUGUGGAGGCCUGGUUCAACACCCAGACUGAGGAGCUGAACCAACAGGUGGUGUCCAGCUCAGAACAGCUACAGUGCUGCCAGACAGAGAUCAUUGAACUGAGACGUACGGUCAAUGCCCUGGAGAUUGAGCUGCAGGCCCAGCAUAACAUGCGGAAUUCCCUGGAAUCCACCCUGGCUGAGACAGAGGCCCGCUACGGCUCCCAGUUGGCCCAGAUGCAGUGCAUGAUCACCAAUGUGGAGGCCCAACUGGCUGAGAUCCGCUGUGACCUGGAGCGGCAGAACCAGGAGUACCAGGUGCUGCUGGAUGUCAAGGCCCGGCUGGAGUCGGAGAUCGCCACCUACCGCCGUCUGCUGGAGAGCGAGGACUGCAAGCUUCCUGCCCAUCCUUGUGCCACGGAAUGCAAGCCUGCCAUUAGGGUUCCGCAUGUCCCCUCUGCUCCUUGUGCCACUACUGUGCCCUGUGCCCCGAGUCCUCAGGUCAGCACCCAGAUCCGCACCAUCACUGAGGAGAUCAGAGACGGCAAAGUCAUCUCCUCCAGGGAGCACGUGCAGCCCCGCCCACUGUGA
Messenger RNA from Tupaia belangeri chinensis (Chinese tree shrew), 1404 nucleotides. RefSeq names its product keratin 36 (gene KRT36). Lineage: Eukaryota; Metazoa; Chordata; Mammalia; Scandentia; Tupaiidae. Gene Ontology annotation, cellular component: intermediate filament cytoskeleton. The transcript has 7 exons. The record is from RefSeq and is a predicted model, not a curated record. Gene Ontology annotation, biological process: intermediate filament organization; epithelial cell differentiation. Gene Ontology annotation, molecular function: structural constituent of skin epidermis. Bases 1 to 1404 code for a protein of 467 amino acids.